UUCCUUAUCAUACUCGGACUAUCUUUAUAGAACAUAGGGGAGCGUUUCUGAAUUCUAGUGUCAAGUUAACAGCCGAUUGGUCCGACUGAUCAAUCUAAGAUGACGUCUCGAGACCCCUCCAUUCCUUUUACUGCUCUGAGCUCCUGUGUUAACGCCCCCUACACGCAGCUGACAAUAGAAAAUAACCUGAAAUUAAAUUGGAUUAUAAAUAAUGCAUAAUCCAUGACUGGAAGAGACGUGUACUGGACAUGGGCCUUUCGUGUGAAGUGCGGCGCAUCGGCUGUUAUUUUGCUAAUAUUUUGUAGACAGCAUAACGGUCUCAGCUGAUCCGGAUCCAUUUGUAAACAUCUGCACGGCCGCGAUAAGGACGCGGUGAACAUGAGCAGAGCAGGCUUGUUACGCGACGAGGCGGCUUCUCGCUCCGCCGACUCCUCCUGCAGCUCUAACCGGACAAUGACUGUGUGUGUGUCCGUGUUGGCAGCACUGGUUCUCGGUAUCGGGAUACUGUGCGCCCUAGCAGCCGGUCCGCUUCAUGCACAGUGCUUUGUUGAGUGGAAAAUAGGUAUUCCUUGCUUUGACGUCUCCUCCCUCUUGGUCAAUCAAAUUAAAGAGUGGUCAACAGAAACAUGUCCUGGGAAGAAUCAAAGAUGCCUUUAUUCUCUGGUGUCUGUAAAUGCAGAGGACAUCACUGCUACACACACCACUCCAGUGAUGAGGUUUGUGGAUGACAUCACCUUUAACCUGAGCAGUCCAUACCCAGAUUCCUGUGAUGUUCAGGGCCAGUCUGUCUCUCGAAGCUGGUAUGCCAUUUUAGACUCAGGAACAAACUACAUGAACAUGUACAACCUCAUGAGAGGUAGUGGUCUCUCAUCUUCUCCUAGUUUUACUGAAUCUACCAGUGACAGACUGUGUACCCAGUUUUCCUCCACGACAGAAACUUCCCCCAUAAGCAGCCUGCACACAUCUGGAUCUCCACAUAUUAAUAGAAUAAAUACAUAAAAGUGAUUUCAGUAGUUUUAAAUCAAAUGUAUUUUUAAUUACCACAUGUAAAAUGUGAAACGUUUUACCAGUGAAAGAAAAAAAUACUUAACAUUGAUUUCAGUAUCAAUUAGCAAAAAUUUCUUUGAAAAUUGAAUAAAAUAAUUUAUUUUACCCACAAUCACUCUGUAUGUCUGUACCACUACACAACUACAUAUGGUAAUAAUUAUCUACAAGCACUUUGUGAUGCCUAUGCAUCUCUUACAUCCUUAACCUUAAUGCUCAUUAAUCCCCAUCCUGUUAAAAUGUGGACAUUUUUCUCAUACAAGAUCCUAUUUUUUUAUUUUUUUAAAUUGGCAAAUUUUAUGUAUGAAUAUGCAUGUAUCAAAAGGUCACAAUGAAAUGUAUAUUCAAGGCAGCUUUUAAUUUUUUUUUACCAAAUUUAAGUAUACUUGCUAACAGGAUUUGAUUACCAAUUCAUGUUUUUUUAUAGGGUAACACCAGCUUACCACAUGCACUUUUCAUGCACUUCAGUUAUUAUUAGUAUUAUAAUGUUAAGUUAAUUAUUUCUGUAAAUUAUUUAAUUAGUCACACUGGGAUGGUAUUUUCUGAGAAUGGAAAAAUACCCAAAUGGAAAUGUAAUGCAAACAUGCAUGCUAUUUUAUUUCAGCUUUUGCCUGUAACAUUUGCAUAAUUUCAGGCUCAGGUUUACAAUAAUCCUCAUUAAAUCACUUUUACA
Onychostoma macrolepis is the source of this 1717-nucleotide messenger RNA. RefSeq lists its product as uncharacterized. The transcript has 5 exons. Bases 379 to 999 code for a protein of 206 amino acids. The record is from RefSeq and is a predicted model, not a curated record. Lineage: Eukaryota; Metazoa; Chordata; Actinopteri; Cypriniformes; Cyprinidae.